AUGUUUAAGGUACUUUUCCUCGCUACUAUUGCCGUGGCUACUGCCAAGCCCAGUAUUGCUCCUGCUGCAUACGUCGCCGCUCCUGCUCCUCUUGUGGCCGCUCCAGCUCGUCUAGUGGCCGCUCCAGCUCCUCUAGUGGCCGCUCCAGCUCCAAUCGUCACUGCCUCAAGCUCCCAGUACAUCGCAAGGAACUACAACGGCGUGGUUUCUGCACCUUUAGUGGCUGCCGCAGCUCCAGUCGUGGCAGCACCAGCCACAUACGUCGCUCCAGCAGCAAAAAUCGUAGCCCCCGCCGCGCCACUUUACUCCGCUGCCGCUCCCCUGUACGCCCGAUACGCUUCCCCAUAUGUAUCGGCUCCUUACUACGCUCCGUCCGCUCCUCUUUAUGCCUUCAAGUAA
Messenger RNA from Parnassius apollo (apollo), 399 nucleotides. The record is from the annotation of a GenBank genome assembly. Lineage: Eukaryota; Metazoa; Arthropoda; Insecta; Lepidoptera; Papilionidae.